Messenger RNA from Vicugna pacos (alpaca), 3386 nucleotides. The record is from RefSeq and is a predicted model, not a curated record. Lineage: Eukaryota; Metazoa; Chordata; Mammalia; Artiodactyla; Camelidae.
ACAGGAAUAAGCUAUUCACAGUUACACAGCACCACUUACCACGUUUUGCAGUACCUCCUGAGGAAGUCAGAAUCUGAGCCAGCAUGAAGCCUGAAUCUGGUCUUUGGUCUGAUUUAUAAACUGUACUUUUAUCCUAACAUGUGCAAGGUGGAGGUUAUAGCAUGGAAACUAAAAUCUUACUUCCUGCCUGACAUAACUCACUUCAAGAAGUGCACAAUGUCAGAACGUGGAAUCAAGUGGGCUUGUGAAUAUUGUACGUAUGAAAACUGGCCAUCUGCAAUCAAGUGUACUAUGUGCCGUGCCCAAAGACCUAGUGGAACAAUUAUUACAGAAGAUCCAUUUAAAAGUGGUUCAAGUGAUGUUGGUAGAGAUUGGGAUCCUUCCAGCACCGAAGGGGGCAGUAGUCCUUUGAUAUGUCCAGACUCUAGUGCACGACCAAGGGUUAAGUCUUCGUACAGCAUAGAAAAUGCAAAUAAAUGGUCAUGCCACAUGUGCACAUAUUUGAACUGGCCAAGAGCAAUCAGAUGCACUCAGUGCUUAUCCCAGCGUAGGACCAGGAGUCCCACAGAAUCUCCUCAAUCCUCAGGAUCUGGUUCAAGACCAGUUGCUUUUUCUGUUGAUCCGUGCGAGGAAUACAAUGAUCGAAAUAAACUGAACACAAGGACCCAGCAUUGGACUUGUUCUAUUUGCACAUAUGAAAACUGGGCCAAGGCUAAAAAAUGUGUUGUUUGCGAUCAUCCCAGACCUAAUAAUAUUGAAGCAAUCGAGUUGGCAGAGACUGAAGAGGCUUCUUCAAUAAUAAAUGAGCAAGACAGGGCUCGAUGGAGAGGAAGCUGUAGCAGUGGUAACAGCCAAAGAAGAUCACCACCUACUACGAAACGGGACUCUGAGAUGAAAAUGGAUUUUCAGAGGAUUGAAUUGGCUGGUGCUGUUGGCAGCAAGGAGGAACUUGAAGUGGACUUCAAAAAACUAAAACAAAUUAAAAACAGAAUGAAAAAGACUGAUUGGCUAUUCCUCAGUGCUUGUGUGGGGGUUGUAGAAGGUGAUUUAGCUGCUAUAGAAGCGUACAAAUCAUCAGGAGGAGACAUCGCCCGUCAGCUCACGGCGGAUGAAGUGCGCUUGCUGAACCGUCCUUCUGCCUUUGACGUUGGCUAUACUCUGGUGCAUCUGGCUAUCCGUUUUCAGAGGCAGGACAUGCUAGCAAUAUUGCUUACAGAGGUGUCUCAGCAAGCUGCAAAGUGUAUCCCAGCAAUGGUGUGUCCUGAACUGACAGAGCAGAUCCGGCGGGAGAUAGCUGCCUCUCUCCAUCAGAGAAAGGGCGAUUUCGCUUGCUAUUUUCUGACUGACCUUGUAACAUUUACAUUGCCAGCAGAUAUUGAAGACUUGCCUCCAUCAGUCCAAGAAAAAUUAUUUGAUGAGGUGCUUGAUAGAGAUGUUCAAAAAGAGUUAGAAGAAGAAUCUCCAAUUAUAAACUGGUCCUUGGAAUUGGCUACACGUUUGGAUAGUCGACUGUAUGCACUUUGGAACCGGACUGCAGGAGACUGCUUACUUGAUUCAGUACUACAAGCCACCUGGGGCAUUUACGACAAGGACUCGGUGCUUCGGAAAGCCCUGCAUGACAGCCUGCAUGACUGUUCCCAUUGGUUUUAUACUCGUUGGAAAGAUUGGGAAUCCUGGUAUUCUCAGAGCUUUGGUUUACAUUUUUCCCUGAGAGAAGAGCAGUGGCAAGAAGACUGGGCAUUUAUACUCUCUCUUGCUAGUCAGCCUGGAGCAAGUUUGGAACAGACUCACAUUUUUGUACUUGCACAUAUUCUUAGACGACCAAUUAUAGUUUAUGGAGUGAAAUAUUAUAAAAGUUUCCGGGGAGAAACUUUAGGAUAUACUCGGUUUCAAGGUGUUUAUUUGCCUUUGUUGUGGGAACAGAGUUUUUGUUGGAAAAGUCCGAUUGCUCUGGGCUAUACAAGGGGCCACUUCUCUGCUUUGGUUGCCAUGGAGAAUGAUGGCUAUGGUAACCGAGGUGCUGGUGCUAACUUGAACACCGAUGAUGAUGUCACCAUCACGUUUCUGCCUCUGGUUGACAGUGAGAGGAAGUUACUCCAUGUGCACUUCCUUUCUGCUCAGGAGCUAGGUAAUGAGGAACAGCAAGAAAAACUGCUCAGGGAGUGGCUGGACUGCUGUGUGACUGAGGGGGGAGUUCUUGUUGCCAUGCAGAAAAGCUCUCGGCGGCGAAAUCACCCCCUGGUCACGCAAAUGGUAGAAAAAUGGCUUGACCGCUACCGACAGAUCCGGCCUUGUACAUCCCUGUCUGAUGGAGAGGAAGAUGAAGAUGAUGAAGAUGAAUGAAAAAAAAUCAAAGAGCAGAAGACCAAGAUAUCGGCUCUGCGGGGUGACCCCAACGUUAGUGUGGUGCUCCAGGCAGAGCGCGGGGCGUGGGAUGAAGCGACUGGCAGGAUCUGCUCGGAAGAGUUUUUUCUGAUCCACACCCACUGGAGGUUAUGCAUCUGCUGUGUGAGGAGACAGAAAACUUUGUUUGGACUACAGUUUGUAAAAACUAAUUUUAUUAAGACAGAACUUUUUUCCUUUCAAAUUGUAAAUCUGUCUAUAAAUGUAACGCAUGUGGUUGUGUAAGAAGUUGUGUAAUAGGAAAAGUUGUACCAGCAUCUUCAUAUUAUUGAGAAGUUGCUUCCAGCAUGGGCACCUCCAAAAGCACAUGGCAGGUGACUUUGUUCCUUUGAGAUGCUCUUUUUUAAGUAGAACCCGGCAUUCUACUUCCAUCUUAAAAAAAUCCAUUUUACAUUAAGUCUCACUAGAGCUUGUUAGAGAUUUGGAAACUUUUUGUACAAAUUAUCCACAACAAAACAUAAAAAUAAAAACAAGCUUUUAUUUUAUUAAUAAUUUAGUUCCUGUCAUGCCCAAUAAAAUAAAAUCAAAUCUUUAAGGAACAAAUUGUAAGUAAAGUAAGGAUUUCUUUUGAGUGAACUUCACAUGGACAUCGUUCCCUUGUUUUGGAAAGGGUUUUGGUUUCUGCUAGUUUGUCUUUUUAAAGUUUGAUAUGCCCCUUUUCAGUAUUUGUAUUUAUUUGUUUGGAAGAGUGCCCUUGAAGUGAGGGUUCUUCUGCCUUAGUCUGGCAGCAGGCUCGUCAUGAGGAGUUACUCCGUGGAUGUAAAUUAGCGCUUGGGGAGCGGGCCCACUUGCAACUGAAUGAAUGAAUCGUGUGAAAUUUGCUCACUUGACCCUAUGACAACUCCCAAGUUGCCAUGCAGAGGGAGGGUCUUUGGAUUCUGUCUUUUAUCAUCAACUCUGCUUUAAGCAAAUCGUGUUAGAAAGGCAUGCCUUUGCUUGGGCUAAUUGGGAAUAUCAGUUCAGUACAAAGAUUUAAGGAUGCA